CAUCCUUAAAACCGCCGCCCCUGCCUGCCCGUGCCAUAGCGGCUGGCAAAGAGGCACAGGUGGGCCAGACAGCUCAGGCCAACAAGCAGAAGAGGACACUGAGACGAGACCCCUUCAGCACCAGUGCAGGAAGCGCCUCAAAGCGAGAAUGGCAUCGCCUUCCCUGAUCCACGUUGGAUUCCUUCUAGCCAUCAUAUUCUUACCAGAGUUCCUCGGGGCAGUCCCACUGGAGCGGCGCAAGGAGGACCGAGUUGGUGGGGUACCUGAUGACAUGAAGGCUGAGGGCAUGGCCAACCUGAGAAAGUCGGUGCGCCACAGGAGGAACGCGCCUGUCAUGACGGCGCCCCAGUUCCAGCGCCUCCCUGACUUCUGGGCCUGGUACAAGUAUUUCAUGGACAGCCACAACCAGGAGGGAGUUGAGGAUUUGGACCGUCUGUACAUGGCGUACCUUCAGAACAAGCACAGGACCGAAGAGGGCCCUUCCUUUAACCAUUACCUCAAACACUUGAGCGAAAUCUACAAGGCCUGCGCCGACUCCGACGACCCAGAAUGCAUCGCCGAGUCCACCAGCAAGCCAAAGGCGGCCGUGGUGAUGCCCGCCGCAAUCAAGUCUUCCGCCGUCCAGAUGUGCAACCCCUACGUCGACCCCUACUGCCUCUUCCCGCUGACCUCUAAAGCCAUCGCCGAGCCGCAGCCGGCCCCGGCCAAGGCGCCCGCCCCCAUCGUCCCCCCCGUACUGCCGAUGCCUAUGAAGAGCCCGGCAGGCUUGUACCGCUACGCUCCCGUGCUGGAGCCCUUUGUGAGCCACGAGCAAAAGGCUGAGCUGCUGCGGAUCUGCAACCACGACGACAUCGAGUGUCUUCAGUACCACCUAAGGGCGGCGUACGGCUACCGACCCGCCGCCGGUCCCGCUCCGUCCUACGCCGCCCUCAAAUGUGACCCCAAGGACCCUUAUUGCAAUCCAAUGAUGGCUCAAAAGGCCCCCACGGGCUAUUACCAUCUGCGCUACCCAAGCUGCGACCCGGCUGCGGAUCCCUUUUGCGUGGGCAACGUCGCCGCUCCUGCCGGCCUCGGUGCCGACCCGGCACCUCCGGAGCGGCGCUGCAACCCGCUGUUUGAUGCCGGCUGCAACCCGUUGACCGCCACCAAGUUGUCGAGCCUCGGCAAGCCCGUGCUGGAGUACGCCACGAAAGGCCAGCCCGCCCACGUCGCCUCCCCCCUGACCUGUGACCCCCGCUACGAUCCCUACUGCAUACUGGCGGCAGCCGCUGCCCUGCGCAAGCCCCGACCACAACUCCCGGAGCAACAGGUCCGCUACAAGCUCGGCAUCCGCGGCAAGACCAAGGAGGGCGACGACUGCUAUGUGCACUAUGACAAAGACUGCACCCCGGUCGACCCCCGGCAGAAGGCCGAGGCUCCGGCCGAGCCCCGCUGCCAUCCCUUUGACCCCACCUGCGCAAAGUUUGCGCCGCCCUCCGCCGUUCGAGCCCGGGGACCCGGCGAGGGCGCCAUCAUCCUCCCUGACCCGCACUGCGACCCGGAGCUCGACUACAACUGUCGCCUGCGUCGCGCCGACACAGACGACGAGGAGAAAGCGGCGUUGCGGCUCGCCCACAAAACAACCAAGGAGGCCACAAAAUCCGGCUUCCCUCGUUUUGACGACUUCCUCCGGGGCGUCAUGACCAGCCACAAGUCCAUUUAAAAUAACCCUUACAGAAAAACCUGAAACCAGUACAAAAAUGUGAUUGUUUUUUUUAUUUUUUUUUUAAUCAAAUGACAUAAAAGUUGUAUGGAUGUAGAAAAGAGUCAUACGUAUGUAUGCGUAGAUGUUUCUGUUAGAUUGUGUUAGGUUGCAGCAAGUAUUGCAGAUUCCGCUGUCAAGAUACCCAAACUGUAUUUAAUAUUGACUUCUUUUAUUCAGUUUUGAUGAAGUUCUUCAUAAAAACUAAAGCUGAAUAGGC
This is a messenger RNA of Hippocampus comes (tiger tail seahorse), 1961 nucleotides long. It is a transcript of the gene and2, whose product is annotated as actinodin2. The coding region runs from base 149 to 1702 and encodes 517 amino acids. The transcript is spliced from 6 exons. The record is from RefSeq and is a predicted model, not a curated record. NCBI's taxonomy places the organism in Eukaryota, Metazoa, Chordata, Actinopteri, Syngnathiformes, Syngnathidae.